Messenger RNA from Bufo bufo (common toad), 6358 nucleotides. RefSeq names its product chimerin 2 (gene CHN2). The transcript has 13 exons. Bases 219 to 1625 code for a protein of 468 amino acids. Gene Ontology annotation, biological process: signal transduction; positive regulation of GTPase activity; regulation of small GTPase mediated signal transduction. The record is from RefSeq and is a predicted model, not a curated record. Gene Ontology annotation, molecular function: GTPase activator activity. Lineage: Eukaryota; Metazoa; Chordata; Amphibia; Anura; Bufonidae.
GGCAGGCUCCAGCCUAGACGGGGGGGUGGGAGGAGGCGGCUGCCCGGGCUGUGGGCACCCUGCACCGGCUCCAGCACUCCGGGGUGACAGCGCCGAGCACACUGACACCUGGGAGGACGUCACCUGACGGAGCAGGAAGUGGUGGGAGGAUGCUGCUGCUGCACGGCGCUGGCUGACAUGGGCUAGAGGAGAGCGGUGCCUCCCCACAGCUGUCCAGCAUGGCAGCAUCCAGCAACUCCAGCCUGUCGGGCUCCUCACUCUCCUCAGACGCAGAGGAAUAUCAGCCGCCCAUAUGGAAAUCAUACUUAUAUCAGCUACAACAAGAAGCUCCAAGGCCCAGAAGAAUCGUAUCGCCACGCCAAGUGGAGAACAGACCAAAGCACUAUGGAAGGGAGUUCCAUGGCAUCAUCUCUCGGGAGCAGGCAGAUGCAUUGCUGUGCACUGCAGAAGGAUCGUACCUCAUUAGAGAAAGCCAGAGGCAACCCGGCUGCUACACAUUGGCCUUAAGGUUUGGUCUCCAAACACUGAACUACAGACUUUUCUAUGAUGGAAAGCACUUUGUGGGAGAGAAGAGAUUCGAGUCAAUCCAUGACUUGGUAACGGAUGGCCUUAUUACCUUGUAUAUAGAGAAUAAAGCUGCAGAAUAUAUAGCAAAAAUGACAACCAACCCCAUUUAUGAACAUGUUGGAUACACGUCUAAACUAAAAGAAAAAGUUACCAAAAGACUGAGCCGAACAAAGAGCGAAUCAAAACGUGGCCAUGUGUCUAAUGGAGGAAGUAGUUCUGUGGAAAAGAUCACCUCGCUGGUCAGAAGAGCAGCCCUAACCCAAAAUGACAACCAUUUCAACUAUGAGAAAGCACACAACUUCAAGGUACACACAUUUCGGGGUCCACACUGGUGUGAAUACUGUGCCAAUUUCAUGUGGGGUCUCAUCGCUCAGGGAGUCAGGUGCUCAGACUGUGGGUUGAAUGUACAUAAACAGUGUUCUAAGUAUGUGCCCAAUGACUGCCAGCCAGACCUCAAGCGCAUCAAGAAAGUGUACAGCUGUGACCUUACCACACUGGUGAAAGCACACAAUACGCCAAGGCCAAUGGUUGUGGAAAUAUGCAUCCAAGAGAUUGAAAGCCGAGGCUUAAAGUCAGAAGGUCUCUACCGAGUCUCGGGUUUUACUGAGCACAUUGAAGAUGUAAAAAUGGCCUUUGAUCGAGAUGGUGACAAGACUGAUCUCUCCAGUACUACCUAUCCAGACAUAAAUAUCAUCGCUGGAGCACUGAAAUUAUAUUUCAGGGACUUACCGAUUCCAGUCAUCACAUAUGACACGUAUUCCAAAUUCAUUGAAGCAGCAAAAAUAGCCAACCCUGAUGAGAGGUUAGAAGCGAUACAUGAAGCACUGAUGCUCCUGCCUCCUGCACAUUUUGAGACCCUUAGGUACCUCAUGAUCCACCUGAAAAAGGUUACACAGAAUGAGAAAGAGAAUCUGAUGGGGGCAGAAAACCUUGGUAUUGUCUUUGGCCCGACCCUGAUGAGACCUCCAGAGGAGAAUGCCAUGACCUCCUUGAACGACAUGCGGCACCAGAAACAAGUUGUGCAGAUACUGAUACAGAAUGAAGACGUUUUAUUCUGAACAUAUGAAGGAUUGCUUUUUGCACUUAUUGCUUUGGUCGACCUGAAGCAGCAAAAGGUUUCGUAAAAACAAGUUCACUCGCUGAACUUUAGUAUCUGUGGUAGCACAGAUACAGCACAUGCCAAAUUAUUUGAUGUAGCAUAUGUCUCAUAGACAUAUGAACAUAUCUCCUUUAGAAAAGGAGCAAGGUUUAGGGGAUAAUCCAGCAAAUAUGUUUCAGUAGUUUUUUUUAUUUUAUAAGAAACAAGAGUCCUUUUGAGAUCAAUGUCUUAUCCUGUAAAGCAUACAGUAUUUUUUUGAAUAGGAUUAUUCAUACAUAUGUAUUUCCUGCACUGUGCAAUCCAUACAAUGUCUUGUAGAUAGUAGUAGUCAAUGAUUAUUGCGCAGUCCCACAAAGCAUCCGAUCAAGCAAUUUAGGAUUUUACUCAUUAACCUUUACUAUUUUGUUUUUCUUAGAUAUAACUAUUUCAUCCUCUGUACUCAUUACAUAGGUGCAAAAAGGACAAAAAAUCCAGCAGCAUAAAAGCAUAAAAUAUUCAGGCAUUCUUCAAAAUCCAUUUUCACAAGACGUACAUGUUGGAUGGAUUUUGAAGAUUGUAUGCUUUUUACUUCUGAUGCUAAAUUUCUUGUUGUUUUUUGCACUUAAAGUUUUGGUGAUGCCCUGCAUGUUCAUGCCCGAGCUGUACGUCUUUCUUUCCACAUAUUAUAACAUACCCAUUCAGAGUUUAUGGUGAUUUCUUUAGCAUUUUUAUAUUUAGAUUGGCUGGGGUCUGACACCCCACAGUCCCACGGAUCAGGUGUUCGGGAGUAGCCUCAGAGCUGGGAAUAGGCCCUGGAACUAAACAGCUCCGUCCAUUGUGUAGUGGACGAAGCUGGUUACUGCAGCGCUGCUCCCACUGAAGUGAAUGAUAGUGUUACAGGAACCAGCUCCGUCCACUACACAAUGGAGCUGCUUAGUUCCAGCCCCUAGUUCUGGUGUGGGACUACACAGCCGAUCAGCAGGGGUGUGGGGUUUCCGAACCCUGACGAUUUGAUAUUGAUAGCCCAGCCUGAGAAAUCCCAGAGAGCCCAUUAACUACUUGACAUAUUUGGGUGACCACUAUUUAAAGGGAAUGUAUCAUUUAUUUAUUCUUAGUUUCAUUAAUGAGAUUUAACUCUUUUUAAGAGAAACAAUUAUUUUUAUCUUGCAACUAUUUAAUUUUAUAAAAACUCCCCUGGGUGAUGAACAUAUAGUGAGUACAGCAUUGUGUGUGUUUUAUGGCAGCUGCAGUGAAAAGGAGUUAAAAGGGGGUUGUCCAAAAUUUCUGAAACAUUGGCCAAAAGCAGAAAACGGUGUAAAAUCAAGAAAAAAAACUUUUACCUUUCAAAUGUCCAACCGCUCCAGCACUACUGGUCUGGUCCCCACUGGUAUUUCUGUGGUCCUGCAUUGAUGCCAUCAAGUUCAUUAUUAACAUGACCACUGCAGACACUGACUGACCUCAGUGGUCAAGUCUUGUUUUUGCAUAUGUGACUGCUGAGACUGGUGAUUGGCUGCGUCGCUAAUGUGAACAAUGAAUGGCAUGUGAUCACUGCAAGACCAGCGAAGACUAGUGCGUCAGAGACUGGAGCAGCAAGACGCUUAAUAGUUUUUUCUUUACUUCCACAGUUUUCUGCUCUCAUUUUAUUUAUUUUUUUCUGACAAUUCCUUUAAUAGACAGGAAGGCGUCCAUAGAGUGAUAUAGUCUUCACAAAGAGAACAUACUAUAACCAUCUCCCCUAGAGAUCAGGCAUUGACAGGGAAGAUGCUUUUCUGUGUGUAUAGUAUAUGGUAUUGCUAUCUUUGCCUUGCCCAAGCUUCUGGCAGUACAAUUGUGCUGUAAUUGAAUCCAUAACCACUAAUGAUAAUGAGAUGACUGUGCUGAUUUUUCCCAGUCUACACAACAAAGCUGACAUUUGAGCUGUUGAAGACAGGAAAUGUAUGCCGAAUGUGCAUUUAAUCCACAGAUAAUUUUACAUGAAUACCGGUAAUCAACAUAAAAUAAAAAUAUUUUCUGCUGAUACAUUUCCUUUAAGUACAUAUAACCCAUAACUUUUCUUGAAGUUUGUUAAGGAUUCCAAUUUAUCAAGAUAGAAAAUGGAUACAAUCUAAGGUCAUCCAGUAAAAAAAAAAAAGGUAGAUUUUUUUAAUUUUUUUUUUUUACUUCGGAGCUUAUUGGCGCUGGAUAGUCUACGGAUGGCAUUUGUCAGAGGCAUCUGUUACAGCCAUCCAGUAAAAGUAAAAUUACAUAUGUUAAAUGUAUACUUUUUUUUUUCUUAACAUGGAAGCUGACAGAUGGCUAACUGGAAGCAUCUAUCAAAGGAAUCUGUUACACAGCAAUAGCCCCGCAAUCAGAGACUGACAGUAUUAUAAAUUACUAUGAUACAGUCAGUUCGGGUCAGGGGAGCUGGGGCCCUGGGAGAUGCGGCCAACACACGGACUAUAUUUCCCUGCCCGAUCACGGUCACGUGCAUGAGCCCUUAAAAGUAUCAAUUUUAAUAUGGCAGUCUAUGGUGCCGGAUAGCCAACAGAUAGCAUCUGUCGAAGGCAUCUGCUGGCCAUUUAUAUAUAAAAUAUACAUUUAUUUUUUUACUUCUUAUUUUUCAAUUCUCGCCACACAUAUACUGAGUUAAGGGAGGACACAUCUAUAGUUUUAGGUCCAUCCCAAGUACAGGUCCAUCUUAAAUUCAACAUCUACAGUAAGAAUUAUGGUUUUGUGCUUUUUGUGUAGUGAGAGAAAGGCAUCUAUCAAUAAAACAUAGCAUUGUAAAAGCCUUAAAAUAGCUUUUAAAUACAGAGUUGUCAUGAGUCUGGGCCUGUCAGAUUAUUUUGUGUCUAAUUUAGCCCAUGUCAAAAUGCCAUAACAUUGUUAUUAAAAUGUCUGACACAUAUGAUACGGUUAAAAGCAAAUUUGGCAGGGAUAAAGACGAAGUCCUGCAGGGAUAAAGACUAAUUGGCAAAUCUAGUUUCCCAGGAAAAAUUGAAAGUCCAGUACUGUGUUAAAAUUUGAAUUCUGAAUAAGAUGCUACUUACAAUGUAAAGAGGCAUUUGUUGCUGGAUAUAUCUUUCCUGUAAUUAAAUAUCGAACCAUUAGCACUUUUUUCUUAAAGUCCUUUUCCAGUCCAUUUGGCAUUAGUUUUUUUGUUAAAGUGAUUAUGUAUAUGUUCCAAUUUACAAUUUUCUUGAAAAAUCUAAGAAACUGUAAAGUGAGUAGGUUUUUGUGAUUUGUGUUCCUGAACCCUUCUGUGACAUGACUUCACAAAGACCAUACACCACCUAAACCCCUCUCCCCCUGAAGGUCCACGUCUACAAAUCCCGCAUGGCUACAUUUUCUAAAUAAAGCUUUCCUAGGUUAACAAGUCAAGUGUUGCCAACAGUUUUUCGUAAAUCUAGAUGGGGACUCUUAAAAUGCUCCAGGAUAUGAGUGAUUUGAUCUGUCUCUCUAUAAAGGGGAUGAGGCUACUGUGUAAAUAUUUUUUAGAUGGGACCCCUUGUAAAUAUACUGUAUUAAAGAGGACCUUUCACCGGUCCUGACACUACAAUAUAAGUACCUGGCAUGUUGAGGAGAUGUCCUCACGCAUAUUUUUUUUUUUCAGAUGCGCUGCUCCGUUCCCCCGCUGUGCCCCCGUUCUGGUUUCCCGCCCUGUAUGCCAAUCCAUGCCAUCAGUACAGGGAGGAGGAGACGGCCGUGUUUCUCAAGGGGCGUCUCCUUCUACCUGGCUUUGAGCUCUCAAAUCGGAAGCAGAGCGCGUCACUGCCAGGGAGAAAAAAAGUCUCACCUUCUCCCUGGCCGUGACGCGCUUCGCUGUGGUUGGUCAGCUCAUAGCCAGGUAGAAGGAGAUACCCCCUGAGAAACAAGGCCGUCUCCUCCUCCUUGUAUCAAUGGUAUGGAUUAUCAUACAGAGCGGGAAACCAGAACGGGGCACAGCGGGGGAACGGAGCAGCGCACAGAAAAUAUAAUAAGCGCGAGGACAUCUCCACAACAUGCCCUACACUGCCAGGUACUAAUAUUGUAAUGUCAGGACCGGUGAAAGGUCCUCUUUAAUAUUGAAAAAAUAAAGAACUAAUAAGGCUCUGUUCUCACUAGUGUUGUCGUUUUCAUUCUUAACAGAAGCAUGACUGGUAUCCCUUUUUCGAACUGACCCCAUUGAAUCCUGAAUGAUCCGAUGACUAUAAUGGGUCCAUCAGGAAUCUAUCAGGUUCCAGUGUUUUCAACAGCAUAAAUAUCAGGGCAAGCUGAGCUGUCCUUUGCGCCAGACAUACCAGAAACCCCUAAUGUAAGAGAAAAGAAAUGCUAGUGUGAACAGAGCCCUACAUUUUGUAAAUGAACCAGAUAGAAUAAACUGUUUAAUGCAUGCCAUAAGCAUUUAUGGAAAUGUAUAUUGUGCUGUGCGCAAUUUGUUAACGUUUUUAUAUGUAGGUCAGGGUAUUUUUAUUUCAAAUGAUAGAAUGAUCAAACUUUCUGAACCCUUAUAAUAUUUGAAGCAUAUCAUUGUUCAUUCUUUAAUACCUACAUUUUGCCAGUAGACUGUGACUGACAACUAUCACUGUAUUUGCACCUUUUUGAUGCUCCAGAAUAGUGUUGUAUUUGCUGUGCAACAUAUUAACAGUUUGCUCUAGAAUUUAGGGCUAUAAAGCGAUUAAAAGUGUGCGUGACUUGCUGCUUGGCAAGGAUUCAGACACAUUUACAAAAUGCAACUCUUCAAAAAAAAAAGCA